GCUCAUCUUCAUGUUGGUCUUCUAUGGCAGGUUCAGCUUGAGCUCACAGCGAGCCUCACCAGCCAACCCGAGACCAUAUCGGAUACACAGGACUGAGUUAAGGGUCUCCAGGACCUCCGAGUUCUCAGGGUCUGCUCUGACUGUGGGACUGUGGGACGGGACCGUCACUGAAGAGCCUGAGGGUUCAUCUCAGAGUCUCCGAAAGUCUCCAACAACUCCACAAAACCCGCUAGUCGCUUUUUAAUGAAUAAAGUCGCCAGCGGCUCUGAAAAGUCGCUAAGUUGGCACCAGUGCACCGGGGCAAGCACCUACACUACACCGAUAAGAGUCCCUGGGCAAGACUCCCAACACCGCCUUGGCCGGUAAACAGCCAAAUGCCGUAAAUGUAAACACUUCAUGACGCAAUUCAAGAGCGGGACUCCAUGUCACCCCCCGGACCAAAAAGGAGUCGUUGAUUUUUCGUCUAUAAUGUUAAUGUUUAAAAGCCAAACCGAGCAUUUCGGCUCACUCGACGCUGUAGACUAACGACUCACUAGCAACGGAGCUAAAUGCGCUCGCUAAGCGUUCUACUUAGGACACAAGUACGCGGAUUGGAGCGCGCCCAACCGUCGCGUAAUAGUGACAUCGAGCUGAACCCGGGAGCCACACGAUGGGCGAUUCGUGCGCGCGAUGAAACGGAGCUGUUUUACUUCCCAGUAAUGCAGAAAAUGAGACCGACUUCGCUGUGGCAGACCCGCUAGACGGAAGGCCACUCAUGGAAAAUGGCUGAUCAUCAGAUUGACGACCCGAAGAUCGCUUUCGCUUACCUGCGGCCCUCCUGCGUGCUCCUGACCAAAGAGCCAAUCCUGUGCAACAUACAGGCUCUGAGUGGCCACUUGCGUGCUGUUAGUGAUGGCGCCCUCCAGUUGCUUCAGGACUACGCACUGUUUCCUCUCCGCUUUGUCCUCAAGACCCCGGGGCCCAAGCGGGAGGCUCUCGUCCAGGCAGCCAUGGAGGCCAUGACCUAUGUUCUGGAAAACACCUGUAUUCACAGCUGGGAAUCUUUACGUGAUCUCUUUUCUGAGUUGUGCCUUUGCCUCUGUUCCCCCACGGAUCCAGGAAAGCCAGCUCCAGCCUCAGAGGAGCUGAAGUUGGCGGUGCUGCGAUGCCUGGAUGCCCUCUUGCAUUCCGCAUAUGGCGAUGUUUUCUUUAAGCUUUACGAACCAACAAUGCUGCCUGGACUUGGAGCUGCUGUAUCCUUGUUUCUGGCCCUAGCAGAGCAAGAGAAGGCCAGAGAGGUGCAGACAGAAGCUCUGAAGUGUCUCCUCUCUCUGUUUAUACAGUGUGAUUGUUCAAGAACUCAUUUGGAGCCAGAAAAAGAGGAGAGGCGUAUGCUUGGCAGUGCUCUGGCCACGUUCCUUCCAGGAAUCACCCGUGCCUUGAGUCAAGUGAUUGGUGGAGAUGUAAGACAAGGACAUGCAGUUACGGUGAAAGCCAUGCGAGUUUGGUACACAACAGUGGGACUUGUCAUGGAGGAUGACCAGCUUCAGAAUGCUAGCAAAGACAACAUAGACACAUCUGAAUUAGGGAGGGUUGGAGGACUGGUGGUGAAAAGGACUCCAUCUUGGAGCAAGGCCACCUCCAAAAGACUUACUUUGGCUUUGCAGAAGGUUAUCUCUUGUACUUCUGCACACCAGCACUGGAGAGUAAGACUGGAACUUGUCAAUCUCUCAGACUAUCUCCUCGCCCGCUGCAGCAGGUCUCUAGCAGAAUGCACUGGUCCUCUUCUGGAAGCGCUGGUAGGGGCAGUCAAUGAUGAGGAACCUAGAGUCAAAGAGAGGUGCAGUGCAGUCCUUGAUGAAGUAGCUAGAAGAAACCAAGCUAAUGGAGGUCAGGCCCUCAAAGACGUUCUGUCAGAAAACUUGCAUGGCUUGGUGUCCUCGCUGCCUCGUCUCAUGAGAACGACAGAUGACAAGCGCAAACUAUUCGUGCUCAAUGUCUUCUUGGGGUACCUGAAGAUCUUGGGGCCACAGAUAGAUUUGGUGCUGACGUCAGCGGCACACCUGCAGCGUAUCUCCAAAGCACUAAUGCAGGUACUGGAGUUGGACGUCUCAGAUGUGAGGAUUGUAGAAGAAAGGACUUUUGCACACUUGGUGGACCUGGGACUGGAGACUCUUGAAGCACAGUUACAGAGGAAGUACUUUCUCUACUUUACAGAUGACAAGAUCUUCUCUGCAUUAAAGCAGAUUUGCCGGAUGUUAGGGCACUAUGGAAACAUCUACUUACUCGUGGACCACUUUCUGGAUCUCUACAAGGAGUCUUUGGCUUAUCGUAAACAAGCUGCCCUGGUUCUCAAUGAGAUUAUCACAGGGGCAGCAGGAAUUGGCAUACAUAUGGAACCUUCUAGGACAGACAAUUUUAGAAUUAACCAUUCUAAAACAAACCAUGAAGACCUAAAAUCUGCAGUCAUGUCUAUUGUUGAGGAAUACAUCAGUUUGAAUAAUUGGCAUCUCCCCACUGUAAUGGAGCACGCAGAUAUUGAGCAACAGGAGAAACUUCAAUCUCCGAUCUCUGCAAUCAUGAGAGGCCAUGAGGGUAACAGCCUGCAUCUGGUUCCAGCUUCCAACAUUGGUCACAGAUCUCCAACACUCCACCAGCUGAACAGCAACAUCUGGCAGAUAUGUAUCCAGCUGGAGGGGAUUGGUGCCUUUGCUUUAGCCUUGGGCAGUGACUUCUGUCUGCUUCUGAUGACCUCACUUUACCCAGUGCUGGAGAAAGCAGGAGAUGAGUCACUCCUGGUCAGCCAGUCCGCUCUCGGCGCCAUGCACAACCUUUGCGUGGCUUGCAAUUACAGCUCGCCCAAGGACUUGGUCAUCAGCAAUGCGGACUACCUGCUGAACGAUGUAUCCCUUAACCUGGGCAGACCCAGCGUUCACCCUCAUGCUCCCCGGGUUCUUGCCGUCAUGUUUGCCCAUUCAGAUGCAACUUUGCUGCCCCUAGUGGUUGACGUGGUGCAGGACUUGUUAACAAUGCUGGAUCUGAGCUAUGACCAGAGAUCACUGCAAUUCUCUUCUGCACUGCAUUCACUCAUGAAGGCAAUGGUGAGGUGGUUUCCUUCAAGUGCUAAAGAUCACAUAAAGCCUCCUAGAGUCCCACCCAGCCAGAAUCCCAAGCCACUUGACCUGCGGCAGUUUCUCCUGGACUACAAAAAGCAGAAGGAGCUGGCUGAAGGGAUCGGUGCUAAUGAGGAAGACCUCAGUGAUGCAGAGAUGCCUCCAGUAGCCCCGGGUUGUGAGGAUCACAGUGGAUUGGAGGAAGGUCCUGAUGUAAAACCGGAGCUGCCCAUGCACGUUUCUGUAGCUAAAGAUGUGAUGGAGCGCUGUGUCCACCUGUUGUCGCACACCAGCAUAGGAACACGACUGAAGGUGCUGGGCAUUGUGGAGCUGUGUGUGAAUGUACUGUCUGAGACUGAGAAUGAGCUUUUACCCAUGGUGCACCGCUGCUGGCCUGCGCUCCUCCAACGCCUCACGAAUGAUGAUCCGCUGGUGAUACCGCAAGCUUUCAGGGUGCUGUGCGUGUUGGGAGAGUUGUGUGGUGACUUCCUGAGGAAACGUGUGUCUAAAGAGGUUCUGCCCAGGCUCACCUCUGCCCUGUGGCGGCAGGCCGAGACCAGCGCCCGUUCUGGCCCGCUUUACACCCACACACUCACCUACAAGCUGCAGCUGGCAGUGCUGCAGGGUCUGGGACCCCUGUGUGUGCGUCUGGAUCUGGUGGACUCUGAUCUGGACAACAUCUCCGAGGCCUGUCUGCCUUACCUGAGCUGCCGGCAGCCAAUCGGACUGCAGGAGGCCUGCCUGAGUGUUUUCCGGCAUCUGAUGCAGGUGGAUCCGGACGCGUGCUGGUUCAGGUUGACCGAGCUGUGCUGUCCCACAGCGUACGAGCUACCCCACAUGAGCCUGCACCCCGUCAGACUGAGUGGAAUGGACAGACAGAGGAACGAAUACACAGACAACGUCCUCAAACUCCUGCAUGAGCUCCAGCUGUGUGAGGAGAACGAAACUGACAGCAGAGCCGAGAAGUGACUGAUGCUGAAGCUCUGAGUGGAAGGAUAUUUUAUCCUAUGCUAAUAGAACAGUGAAUUAAAGCUAGUGGAGGUCAUUUCCAGAGUGCUAGAACCCACCUAGCUUUCAUCAAUGGCCUAUUUUUAGGCAAAGUAGAUUUUAACCUGCAGCAUUUGGAAAACUGGUGUGGAAAUAGCCCAACUUCACAGGUCACAUCUCAGUGGAUUUACUGGAAACACCCUGUAUUGUGCUUCUUAUGUUCAUCACAGCAUGCUUGAUGUUAUACAUUACUUUUUUUUUAAUGAACAUGCUGAUUCUUCUUGGACCAAUGGCUCUGGCUCUGUGCAUCAGUUAGGCUCAUCCUCUUAGUGUGUCUGGGAUCCUGGUUGGGGUGGACAACAUAGCGUUAGUGUGAUAUUACAUCAUGAGAUGAUUGAAAGUUUAGAAUCAAUGUUUUCAUGAACAUAAAACCAAUUUUGUUGCAGAUGAAUGUGCUGAAUGAACCUAUGAUGCUAUUGUUCUGUUGCUUUCAGUCAGUUUGUAGGAAGCUGUGAAGUUGACAUUUUUGCUGAUGAACAGAGCUGUUGAUUUCAUAAUAAUUGAGAAAGCUGUACAGUAUUGAGACUUAUUAUAAAACUUAUUUAUAAAAUGUA
Messenger RNA from Pygocentrus nattereri (red-bellied piranha), 4693 nucleotides. RefSeq names its product TELO2 interacting protein 1 (gene tti1). Gene Ontology annotation, biological process: chromatin remodeling. The record is from RefSeq and is a predicted model, not a curated record. Gene Ontology annotation, cellular component: cytoplasm. The transcript has 8 exons. The coding region runs from base 762 to 4061 and encodes 1099 amino acids. NCBI's taxonomy places the organism in Eukaryota, Metazoa, Chordata, Actinopteri, Characiformes, Serrasalmidae.